Molecule: messenger RNA, 1465 nt
Organism: Daucus carota subsp. sativus
Lineage: Eukaryota; Viridiplantae; Streptophyta; Magnoliopsida; Apiales; Apiaceae
Product: signal peptide peptidase
Exons: 12
Coding region: 255-1283 (342 amino acids)
Biological process (GO): membrane protein proteolysis
Cellular component (GO): cytoplasmic side of endoplasmic reticulum membrane; membrane; lumenal side of endoplasmic reticulum membrane
Molecular function (GO): aspartic endopeptidase activity, intramembrane cleaving
Source: RefSeq, a predicted model, not a curated record
AUGGCGAGAUGUGAUUAGUUGAUAGACCUCAUCGGACGUGUCUUGACUUGGUUAUACUUACAUCUUCCUACGUUACACUUUGUUGUCUUCUCGUUGUAACUACAGAUACAUACACACAAACAUAUAUAUAUAUAUCUAUCGCCGUGAUUUUGAAAUCUCUCCCCGUCGACGAUCUCUUGCCUUGACAAAGAUUUCAGUUUUGCUGUGGAGGAAGAGCUGUUUGAUUGAAAAGACUUGUGAUUUGUGAUAGUGCAAUGAAGAAUGGCGAACGAGCUGCGAAUCUUGCUCUUUUAGGUUUAUCACUGGCACCGCUGAUUGUGAAGGUGGACCCAAAUUUGAAUGUUGUUUUGACUGCAUGCCUCACAGUUUAUGUGGGGUGCUACCGUUCUGUCAAGCCAACACCACCUACUGAAACCAUGUCUAAUGAGCAUGCCAUGAGAUUUCCAUUGGUCGGAAGUGCAAUGUUGUUGUCUUUAUUCUUGCUUUUCAAGUUCCUCUCGAAAGACCUGGUUAACGCUGUACUGACUUGCUACUUUUUUGUACUGGGAAUCGUCGCUCUUUCGGCGACACUACUACCUUCAAUUAGUAGAUUUCUGCCAAAGAAUUGGAAUGAAGAUGUUAUAAAUUGGCGUUUUCCUUAUUUUCGCUCUGUGGAGGUUGAGUUCACAAGGUCACAAAUAGUAGCAGCCAUUCCUGGAACAUUUUUCUGCGCAUGGUACGUUUCGCAGAAGCAUUGGUUGGCUAACAAUAUCUUGGGCCUCGCGUUUUGCAUUCAGGGAAUUGAGAUGUUGUCACUGGGUUCUUUCAAGACUGGGGCCAUUCUUUUGGCUGGCCUCUUUGUCUAUGAUAUCUUUUGGGUUUUUUUCACCCCAGUGAUGGUUAGUGUUGCCAAAUCUUUCGAUGCUCCUAUAAAGCUUUUGUUCCCAACAGCAGAUGCUGCACGUCCUUAUUCGAUGCUUGGGCUUGGAGACAUUGUGAUACCAGGCAUCUUUGUGGCACUGGCUUUAAGAUUUGAUGUGUCUAGAGCGAAACAGAGCCAAUAUUUCAAAAGUGCUUUUCUGGGAUAUACUUUAGGCUUGGUUCUGACAAUCGUUGUGAUGAACUGGUUUCAAGCUGCUCAGCCUGCUCUAUUGUAUAUUGUACCUGCUGUCAUUGGGUGUUUAGCUUUUCAUUGCAUAUGGAAUGGAGAGGUCAAAGAGUUAAUGGAGUUUGACGAGUCCAAAAAUUCUGAUUCUCAAGACAAUGACAAUGACGACUCCAAAAUUAGCAAAAAAGAUGAAUGAGAUGAACUAGCACAGAAGAAAGAAACCAUUUUGGCUUUUGGUUACCGAUUAUAGUUCAUAUCUAUAUGUACUGGAAAUUGUUUUAGCUUGAAACUAACAUAGUCAACUGCUGAAAAUGCUGAUAUAAGGAUUUGAUGAAAAUUUUUGCGUUAUAAUACCAGGAAAUAGGCAGUUCUUAGACA